Molecule: messenger RNA, 748 nt
Organism: Branchiostoma belcheri (Belcher's lancelet)
Lineage: Eukaryota; Metazoa; Chordata; Leptocardii; Amphioxiformes; Branchiostomatidae
Product: 60S ribosomal protein L10-like
Exons: 7
Coding region: 39-686 (215 amino acids)
Biological process (GO): translation; ribosomal large subunit assembly
Cellular component (GO): cytosolic large ribosomal subunit; ribosome
Molecular function (GO): structural constituent of ribosome
Source: RefSeq, a predicted model, not a curated record
CUCUGAGCAAUACAAGCAUCAGACGAUAGAUCAGCAAAAUGGGGCGCCGACCAGCCCGUUGCUACCGUUACUGCAAGAACAAGCCGUACCCCAAGUCACGGUUUUGCCGUGGUGUGCCAGACCCAAAGAUCCGUAUCUUUGACCUGGGCAGGAAGAAGGCACGUGUUGACGAGUUCCCACUAUGUGUGCAUCUGGUGUCUGAUGAGUAUGAACAGGUGUCCUCUGAAGCUCUUGAGGCGGGGCGUAUCUGCUGUAAUAAGUACCUUGUGAAGCAUUGCGGCAAGGACGCCUUCCACAUCCGCAUCCGUGUGCACCCCUUCCACGUCAUCCGCAUCAACAAAAUGUUGUCGUGUGCUGGGGCUGAUAGAUUGCAGACUGGGAUGCGUGGUGCCUUUGGCAAGCCUCAAGGCACCGUGGCCCGUGUACACAUCGGCCAGCCCCUGAUCUCGUGCCGCGCUCGGGACGUCAACAAGGCCCACGUCAUCGAGGCUCUGCGCCGCGCCAAGUUCAAGUUCCCUGGACGCCAGAAGAUCUACGUGUCCAAGAAGUGGGGCUUCACCAAGUUUGACCAGCCUGACUAUCUGGAACUGAAGAACGCUGACCGUGUGGUGCCAGAUGGUGUGGGUGUGAAGUACCUCCCCGAACAUGGGCCCCUGGCUGCCUGGAAGAAGCACGUCUCUCGUUAGAGAACAUGGAAACCAUGUAAAAUAUCACAACAAAGGAGAAAAUAAAGAAGGGUCAACCUGUG